UCUUCUUAUAUUUAUUUGUUAAAGCUUGAUUUAAUAUAUUGUAUAGGAAGCGAAGCAUGAAAACCGGUAUUGAAUUUUAAGAAUUCGUACGUUAAUUUACUUCCUCCUCGUCAAUUAUUUAGGAAUGGGAAACGACUGUACUGGAUCUAAGCCUUUAACAGAAUCUCAGUCUGGAGGUCCACAGAAAGAUGGACAGCCUGUGCAUGCUAAAGAAAGUGGUCAUCAUCGGUAUGCCGCACAAGGUAGUCACGGGCAUGCCGUAAAAGGUAGGCACCAUGGGCAACCGAAUGAAGGUAUGUCUGGUAAUUCGAGAAAUGAUCAGUAUGUACCGGAAUGGCAGCAUUCGAAGGGAGGACAGUACAGAUAUACGACAAAUGGCCAAAAUAGGCGUCCGGAGGGAGGUCGAUAUUUGCAAGGAAACAGCAGCGAGGAAAGGAACGCAUUAGAAUUACUUCGACAGGAAAAUGAAAGUUUAAAGAUUACAAUAGAUAAACUUAAAAACAAGUCAAAUUCAGAAAUAACAAAAGCCUGGGACGACAUGCGUGAAAGGUGCAAAGAAGCUAUGGUGAAAAAAGAAAACGAAUUAAGAUUACUGCAAGACAAAACAGACAGAAGGUACCAAGAGAUCAUACAGGGAAAAAACAGACAAAUUGAGACAUUUCGGCAAGACCUAAACAAGAUACAAAAAGAGAGAGACAAUCUUAUGACAAGGUACAGUGCUUUGGCUGGUAGCAAACUUACAGACGGCAAUGCUAAUAUUGCUGACCUUAGCGAUGAAAACCGACCGACAAAGUUAGCUGAACAAUACGCAGAGUUAUACGACAAUGAAUGGACUGAUGCCUUUACUGUUCUUACAGCAGAUGGAACUAGAACGAAUGAUGACGUUUGCCGUAUCCUUGCGGAAGCUUUUUGUAUUAUAUAUUCAACAACCAGAAAGGAAGCUCACAGUGACUUGGAGAAUUUGACCAAAAGCAUGAAAUCGUUUUUAAAGACAGACGAACUGCCAUCAGAAAUGUUAAAGACAAUAAAAGAUCGAAGGAAAAUGGAACCUGGUAGAUACUUGAAAAAUAUUAGGGAGCUUUACAGCGAUGAUAUGGGAAAGAUCCUUUCAUCUGAGGAACAAAAAUAUGUUUCACAGUUUUUGCAGAAAAGCGUUGAUCUUUGUUGGUUGAUGGCAGUUCAAGAUCCUCCAUUGUAUGUAGAUACAAAUUUGUCGCGAAUGGAUGAUAAGUUCGACACAAAUCAAUUUAAACCAUACACGGCAACGGGAAAGUUCAUCGACUUUGUAGUCUGGCCAACAUUGUAUCUGUUCGAAGAGGGUAACAUGUUGAGUAAAGGGAUUGCCCAAGGCAAGAAAAUUCGUAGAAAAAGCCAACAAUAUGACAACAUUGGAAUAAAUCGUGACACAGCAAAGAAUGACCUUAAAAGCCCCACACUAUCGAGUCCAGUAUCAUUUGUGCAAACAACCGAAGAAAAUAGCACAAGUCUUUCUGGGGCAAAACAUGAUAAAAAUGGAAAUGAUUAUGCAGUAGUCUCGCAAUAUCAGGGAAAGCUUGGAUCAUCGGUUGGACACCAAGGUCAAAAUUUGAAUUGUUCACAAAAUGCUGGGGAAAACAUGUCCCCCCGUGGCGAAGGUAAGAAAGAUUCAAUCAGUGUGUCAAGAGAAAAUGAAAGUGCAAGUACCCCAGGUCCAGCAACCACUGACGAACCAAACAGUCGACCUAAAUCAUAUGCUAGCGCAUCACAUUCCCCUACAACAAAACCGACGAAGACGACUUAUAAAGCAUGGGCAGCUGAAUCAACAGAAACUGAAAUAACUAAAGAGGUGACUCUGGACAUUCAAGAGAAAAAUGUCACAAGUAUUAAGAUUUAACGAGGUAAUUACAUGGCAUUUGCAAUUUAAUGUAUCACAACAAGACUUCUUAGACGAAUAAUUGAAAAUAUCAUUAUAACUAGCCUAAGUGAAAUAUCUAGCAGCAUUUCUACAUUAUAAUAGUAACUGCACUGCUAAGUGAAAACCAUUAAACUUGUGUAAGUACAAUGCCACGAGGUUACAUAGAAUUUGAUAUUUAUACUUACAACGCAGGUACAAUGUUAACAAGUAUCCCUAACGUAUGUAGCAUUGCAUCGUGAAAUCGACACAGAUCAUUUAAGUGGAACAGACAUAUUAGCAUAUUUUGUUGAGCAAUAAAUUUACGUACAUUGGCGUAGGAGCAGUCUAAAAAUGCGAGGAUAUUGCAUUUGGGGACCGACCAGUGAAACGUAAAAACCCAUAAAACGGAUAAAACAGAUAUCACCUCAAAUCCCUAUCAGUACAUCUGAAUAUCUAAUUGCUCCCCGACUGUUUUUCUUUAUCUACUUUUAUUUCUGAGAAAAAAAGUUUUGGGCUAAAAAGUUUCUUCUAUUAUUUCUGAGGAAAAACGUUUUGGUGUAAAAAGUUGGGGGGAUCAAUGCAUAUGCUGCCCCCAACAUUCAUCCCAUCCUUUUUCUCAUACGCCUAAUUUCAUGUUAAUAUAUAUUUGUAAAUUGUGCAAAAUGUAUACAUUUUUUAUCAUUUGUACAUACCGGAAAUAAAUUACUCUUCUGUUACUUCCAUUUUAUAUAUUUCAUGAAAUUAUACUUCUAUCAAUUUUGCUAUUGCUACUAUAACACAGAGCUAUAAAUAACAUAUUUUAAUGCACAUGUAUUUAAUUCAAUGUACUUCACUUAAUUCAAAUACAACGGAAAUCGGUUAUCAUCUAUAUAUUAUAUUUUAGACAACUAGAACACUUAUAAAAGGUUCAUAUAAAAUAUGCAAAUAAUCAAGAAAUUAUAAUUAUGUUCUUUUACACUAUAUGCAUUAUUUUUUUUUGUGAUAAAUGUGCACUUUUUUCAUGCCCACAGUGAUGACUUGUCCGCUGGUAUACAAAAUCAAUCGCAUUCCAUUUUGCGGUCUGAAUCAUUAUUUCAUAAAUCUACACACUUGACAACAAAAGUUACGAAAAGCCCAUGCAUAUAUAUGCCACGCCCUGAAAUCAGUUUGCUAAUUGAAAUCCGAUAACCAUUGAUAAAAAGUUAAUAAAAUUUCCCCCUACCUUCAAUAUAGAACUAAUAUAUGGUAGCAAUUUGACGUAAUUCUGCUGUCAAGUACGUUGUUCGGAUCCAGACUAAUACAUUUACGGAACCCUAGCUGGUCGUAUCUAGACACCCCCUCAUGCAUUUAUAUAAACAUUUUGCUUAAAAACUGUCGCAAUGACUAUUUGGUUAAAAGAAAUAAGACUAACAUUUAAAUACUCCUACGUAAAUUUUGAAGUGUUGAAAAGUUUAAAUGUUUUAAAGUGAAAGUAAUAUUAUGGAAUCAUCUUCACAUUUUUAUUUGAUGUUUUGUAAAGUUUUCUUUAGUCUAAGAUUUCUUAGGGUUUUGGUGCGCGGAUUACAAGUAACAUUUUUUCUUUAAACACAUGAUUUUAGCUUGUCAUAUUGCUUAGAUUUUAAACUCUUUUCAUAGCACUACAUGCUGUUCUUGUCACUAUGUAUUUGUAUAUAAUACAUCUUUUUUUAAUUCAUGUUCUAUGUUACACGCUUAGUAUAAUUUUUUUUAAAUGAUAUGUUACAUAUAUUAGAUUGGCUAUAGUCAUAUAUACAUGUAUUAUUCUUUUCAAAUAAAGUUAUAAUUGAUA
Messenger RNA from Mercenaria mercenaria, 3659 nucleotides. RefSeq lists its product as uncharacterized. NCBI's taxonomy places the organism in Eukaryota, Metazoa, Mollusca, Bivalvia, Venerida, Veneridae. The transcript is spliced from 9 exons. The record is from RefSeq and is a predicted model, not a curated record. Bases 125 to 1873 code for a protein of 582 amino acids.